Molecule: messenger RNA, 1909 nt
Organism: Orbicella faveolata
Lineage: Eukaryota; Metazoa; Cnidaria; Anthozoa; Scleractinia; Merulinidae
Product: melanopsin-like
Biological process (GO): G protein-coupled receptor signaling pathway
Cellular component (GO): membrane
Molecular function (GO): G protein-coupled receptor activity
Source: RefSeq, a predicted model, not a curated record
AAACCGGGAUAAGCUCCGGCCUGAUGGGCCACUUGGCUCGUAUGCAGACUUUACCUUACCUUUACCCACCGUCAUGAUGAACGUGUUGUUAAUUACUCUAUUUCUUUCUCGUAUACAGAGACGUAUUGUGUUCAAAUUCAGGAUGUCAGACAAAAGUGAAGAACAAGGAACUGCAGAAUCACUUAGUGAGCAGACGCAUUACAUCUUCGCUGGCGUGUAUGCGCUCCUCACAUUCACAGCGUUCAGUCUUAACACGCUCGUGUUGGUCACCUUUCGAAGCGACCGAAGUCUUCGAACACACUCUAACAAACUUAUUCUAAGCAUGGCUGUCGGUGAUUGGCUCCAUGCGCUUCUGGCUUACCCCUUUGGAAUUCUCGCGAAUGUGUCAAAGGAUUGGCAAUCCAACCAUGCCAGUUGUUUGUGGUACGCCUUCAUCACAGCAUUCUUAUCAUUCGGCGUAAUUCUGCACCACGCCACCUUCGCCAUCGAGCGAGCUGCUGUAAUAAGAUACUCCGUAGCCUCGGUUUCCAUUGAGCGAAAACUCCGUUUCGUUAUCAUUGGACUGUGGAUGUUUGCCUUGCUUUGGAGCACAUUCCCUCUGGCCGGAUGGUCGGCCUACGCUCCUGAGGGAGCGGGCUUGCUUUGCUCGAUUCACUGGCAAUCUUCUGAUCCAGGAAAUAUUGCUUUCAUAGCUUGUAUCUUCUUUUUCUUCUUUGUCGGGCCCAUUGUGACCAUGGCGACAGCAUAUUACUCUAUUUACCACACCGUAAAAAAGAUCUCGCAAAAUGCGCAUGACCUGUGGGGGGAAAACGCUGCGCCCACUCUGGAAGCAGUUCAAGGAGAGUCCAAAACUUCGCGCAUGGCAUUCAUAAUGUCACUUUGCUUCAUAUUUGCAUGGACACCGUAUGCAAUGGUUUCGCUAUACGCCGUCAUAAGAGUGCCGAAACCGAUUAUCUCCCCUUUGGUAGCAAGCUUACCAGCCAUUUUUGCCAAAACAGCGGCUUGUUACAAUCCAAUCAUUUACUUUUUGUUGUUUAAGAAAUUUCGGGCUAGCCUUCGAAAAACAUUGCGGCCAUUAGCAGGAUGCGGACGCUUCACAAAGCGAGACGCAUAUAAUGUAAAGAUAGAGCUGGUCACGGCUUUAACUGGUUCUGACAAGGACGGAAGCAAGGAUUAAGUUUAACGCCGGCUCAGUUCGAACGGCGAAGUCCUUAAAAGGGGAACGUAAUGCGUCAGAAAAGAGGCGUUUUUUCUGUCUAAUUCAUCCGAAACAACCUUUUGAUUUAUUCCGUUGAACUUGACUGUCUUAGUUUUACCAGUCGAUAACCGAUUUGGUGAACAUUUUCUGAGAGAAUGUUUGUUUGUUGACAAGAGCCAUAACUGUAACAUAAGAGCUUGAAUUGAUCAAAUAUUGCGCUAAGUCGAACAAAAUAAAAUUGAUGUCAGGUCUCAGAAAAUUCCGCCCGAGUGCAUACGCGAUAAUAUGUUCCAAACAUCUCCCACAAACAGAUCUCCAAAAAUACCUUUUAAACCUUUCUCUAAAGAGAUUGCUAUAUAAUUUUAUCAAUUUAAUUUAUAGAGACAUUCUGUUGUCAUAAAUAUAGACGUAUUUACAUACAACUUGUCGCACGUUCUAUUUUUUCAUGUUUUUUUUUUUUAAAUUUGUACAAUGCAUGUUCUGGAUUUUCCGUUAUUUUUUCAACCACAAGUAAUUUACUGUAUACCAGAUUGAAAUUUGAAAGCGAUAUCGGGAUACCCACUGACUUGGAAAUUUUGGUGGGGAGUUUCCUGGGAAGUGAAAAAUACAAUUAUUGGUGUCGUUUUUGUUACUCGGGGUGUAAAACAGAUAACAAGUAUAAAGGAAGUAUUUAAAAUACUUAUAUCGCUAAUUCGUGACCCAAAUACUUAU